Messenger RNA from Artibeus jamaicensis (Jamaican fruit-eating bat), 1200 nucleotides. RefSeq names its product MLLT11 transcription factor 7 cofactor (gene MLLT11). The record is from RefSeq and is a predicted model, not a curated record. NCBI's taxonomy places the organism in Eukaryota, Metazoa, Chordata, Mammalia, Chiroptera, Phyllostomidae. The transcript is spliced from 2 exons. Gene Ontology annotation, cellular component: cytosol; nucleoplasm. Gene Ontology annotation, biological process: positive regulation of DNA-templated transcription; positive regulation of mitochondrial depolarization; apoptotic signaling pathway. The coding region runs from base 229 to 501 and encodes 90 amino acids.
UAGCCGAGUCAGGCGGGGAGGGGCGCGGAGUCCUUCCGCCCUUAGGAGGGGCUGCAUUGCAGGGGGAGACUGAGCAGACUGUCACUGACGAGCGAGAGGGAGCGAGAAGACAAAGCCGGCAAAGCCCCCACAGCUGCCUUUCUCUCCAGCCCAGAGCAGGCACCGGGAGCCCCGGGGUCCUCCCUCCAUCUUUGGAGCACACUAGUAAUUCAUUGAUAACAGGAAGUUAUGAGGGACCCUGUGAGUAGCCAGUACAGCUCUUUUCUUUUCUGGAGGAUGCCCAUUCCAGAAUUGGAUCUGUCGGAGUUGGAAAGCCUGGGUCUGUCAGAUACGUCCACCUACAAGGUCAAGGACAGCAGCGUUGGCAAAAUGACCGGGCAAGCAACUGGAACAGAGCAGGAGAAAAAUCCUGAAGACGAUGUCCUCCUCGAGUACAGCACCUUCAACUUCUGGAGAGCUCCCAUUGCCAGCAUCCACUCCUUUGAACUGGACUUGCUCUAAGCCCAAGACUCCUCUCUCCCACCACUUGGCCCUUAUUGUCUUCCCUUUCAAACCCUUUCCUUUCCAUCCUUUUCCCCUAUCAAUCUUGCUUUCUCUCCUCCACUGUGUUGAGGUGGUGCUGAUGAAUCUGCCAGAGUUCUGUACUUAUUUAUUUGUUUGUUUGUUUAUUUAUUUAAAGUAUUUUUUCCAGUUUCUGGGGGGUGUCAAGAGCCCUCAAGCCACAAAGUAAAGGAUUCAAGCAAUGGAGUACUUAGCAACUGGGUCACAGGGAUACCUCCUCUCCACCCCGUAUUAAUUCCAGAAAACAGGCCUGAUGGGGGCACCAGAGAGUAAUAGUAUAAUAGAAGGACUGAUACAUUUUUUUUUUUAACCUCAUUUUAAUUAGCUUUAGAGAUUGCUCAAACCUUCCUAAUUCCCUGCUCCAGACCAGUAAACGCAAAUAUUUCUUCAAGGUUUGAUGAAUGCCUUGUAAGUUAUAAUUUCAGAUUACCUGCUACAAGACAGUAGGAUUUCUAAAAGAAUAAGGUGAUAAGACACUUGCUUUUUCUGAAUUGGUGGGUAAAUGUAUAACACAAAAGGAAAUAAUAUGUCUUGGAAAAUGAAAAUAGGGGAAGCUCUGAAUCAUUUCAGGAACAGUUACACUCUCUCAAAAGGAUGUUUCUUAAGUCUACUCACUUUAUAAUUUUCCUCCUAACUGUG